Molecule: messenger RNA, 3801 nt
Organism: Sturnus vulgaris (Common starling)
Lineage: Eukaryota; Metazoa; Chordata; Aves; Passeriformes; Sturnidae
Source: RefSeq, a predicted model, not a curated record
ACCUUGGAGUGGAGCAGAACAAUGGCUCGUUCCUCUUUGCAGGCACAUCUUUUUCUAUUCAGAGCUCACUAACCCCUCUGUUCCAGCUGCAUUUCAGCCCAGGGAUGUAAUGUCUGCUAAACUGCAGGGAAGUUACCAGAGAACUGCUACAGAAGUUCUCAAGUCAGCUCAGCUCCAGAGGUAGCUGCGUUUUCAGGGAAGCCUAAAGUUACAUGCAGUGCUUUUAUAAACAAAGUGUGCAAAUACUUCCCGUGGGCUCAUCCCAUCGUAUUUUGCAACUCUUGAUCAUUUGAACAAUAGAAGUAUGAAGCAAUUAAAGCCUUUAAUGUUCUCAGCAUGAACAGAUCUAUCAAAGUUCACAAGCAGAAUCCAAAAUUGGACUAAUUUUAAAAUUAAUACUGAUAAUUGACAGUGCAUGACUAAGCUUGAGUGGGUGCUUUCAUGAGGAAUUGAGAAAUACUCUAUCUUUAGAUGGAGGACUGAUGAAACCCACCCUUUCCAGAGCACAUGGGAUGAGCAGCACUGGACCAGUGGAUAGUGCAGGGACUCACCACAACAGGGAACUCCUACUUUGGAUUCAGUAAAAGGCAUCCUGAGAUAUGAAUGCCUUACAGCUGAGUGUCAUUUUAUUGGGCUGAGUCCAGUGUGGUUCCUACCCCAAAGAAAACCCAUCAGUGGUGAUGCUGCAGGAGAGGUCUCACGUGAGGGCCCUCCAUUGCAAGGGCAGCUUUGCACUUCUGUAGCUGAUGGGAGAGGACAACGGCUUGGUAACAGGACCUACCAAGAGGUGGCAGGAUGAGCUCCAGCUCACCCUCUGUGCAUGAUUUGCAUCACAGCACCCCCACCAUGGCCAAGCCAGAGCCAGGGACAGCUCUGGAUGUGACUGUACCACAAACACUCACCAUAAGCCCUGAGACUACCAGUUUCAACAGCACCAAAAUCCCAGACAUGGCCAGCACUGGACCUGGCAUGAGCACCAUGCUGCUUUCCUUUGGGAUCAUUACUGUGAUUGGGUUGGCUGUAGCAAUGGUUCUGUAUAUCAGGAAGAGGAAGAGGUUGGAGAAGCUACGGCACCAGCUCAUGCCCAUGUACAACUUUGAUCCCACCGAGGAACAGGAUGAGCUGGAGCAGGAGCUGCUGGAACAUGGGAGAGAUGCAGCAUCUUCCCAGGCAUCACAGAGCAAGGUGCUGCUGCCGAGCCAGGGAGCCGUGCAGAGACCCAGCCGCCUCGUGUUCACUGACGUGGCCAACGCCAUCAAUGCGUGACCGGGACCUGCCCUGCUCCGGGAUCCUGCUCAGAACAAGGACGAAGCCAACAAAGCAGUGACUUCCCUCAAGCAUGGCUGAUCCACUGAACCCAGCUGGUCACCUGUUGGUCUGUGUUAUAAACAGGCACAGGAAGUGCCAGCACUCUGGGAAGCAAACCCUUUGUAAGGGCAGUGGUGAUUUUCUGGUGUGUGUGCUACCACUGUAAGGUCCUGAGCUCCAGUUCCUGGGCUGGCACUGCCUGACGCCACCUACCGAGCUUUGUGCUUAGGGACAGUGCCUGCUCUGUGUAGAUUAACCUGUCAGAGCACAGAGCUGUGCUCUCUGGGUCAGGGAAGGGGAGAGGAGCACAUUUCAGAGACCUUCUCUGCUGGGUUUGUGUGCCCAGGCCCCAAGGAAAGUGAUGGAUGAGCCUCUCUGUACAGUGACCACAGCUCUGGCCAGGGACUGGUGGCAAAGCCUCAUUGAGCCAGGAGAGCUGCCUGCCCCAGCUGAGGGGUGACCUGGGGCACAGCAGGGAGAGCACAACCAUGGGAUUAUCUCCUCCCAGGCCUGUGGCUGCUGAUAAACCUGCACCAGGGUGAUGUUGAAGCAUGGGGAAUUCACUGGCUUUAAAAAGUGAAACAGUGAACAUUUGGCCGAUAAUAACUGAGGAAGUGGCUGAAUAUCCCAAAUUCGAGCUACUAUACAGACAGAGAGGAUUUCACACAGCUAGAGGCACAGACUGUCACUGUCUGGCUCUGUGAGCCCUGCUGCUAAGCUAGGAGUAACAGUGCUUGGGCCACAAAGAGGAGUUAAGCAGAACUAGGGUUCCAAUACCAUUUAUCCCCUCCUGCUUUGGCUCAGGGAAGUUUCCAUAGUACAGAGUGUUAUUCAGGAAAAAAGAUUAAGCUUUGAAAUACUUUCUUUUAAAAAAGGAAAAACAAGUAUUGGCUCAACAACAGCCCAAUGUCUGCCCCCAGAGAUGACUAACAGCUCGUUUGUACUUCCUUACCUGCCAGGACCUGCAGUCAGAGCCUUCUCUUCUUCCUGCUGAAGGGAACACAGAGCUUUGCGUUAGCCUCUGCUCGAGUUACCUGCUAGGAACAGGUAGGUGGGACUAGACAGGUAAGCCAGGGGUUUCCCUGUAGCCCUGAAGCAUCUCUUUGCCUGUGCAUCCUUCAGGGCUGCAGAAGGAAGAGAGGGCAGAGGGGUCUCUGGCCACCUUGGCACGUGGCAGUGCAGUGUGGGGGCCUGUUGGCUGUAAGCCUUUUGGUGGGUACUGGCCUGGAGUGCUGUAGACCACCACAGCAGCCAGGGACCAGCAUCAGUGCCCAACUAUGCCCUGAUCCCCACCUGGUCUUUGUGUGGUUACAGGCAUUUGUUAAUCAGAUUUUAUUCCAUACACAGCACCAGUUAAAAGGGAAUCGGGUUAAGCCAAAAUUUGAAUGUAGAUCUAAAGCUUUAUUCAAGGAGUUGUUUCAGAGUGGCAAUUCAGGUAUCACAUGCUUUGUUGCAAGUUUGGAUCUGCCAGUUAGUUUUUGUCCUCCCAAAUAUUUUAUUCUCUUCCUCUGUGUGAUUGUUUUUCCCAUAUUCAUUAAAUGCAGACUCCUUCCUGGGCCCAGGCCCCUGACCCCUGCAGGGCACAGCUCUGUACUAGCCUUCCCCUCUUCCACUGACAGAGCUUCCCUUAGGGCAGCUUUGCAGAGCUAAAUUGUUUUAGUUUUUCAGUAUCCAGAUGUCGUUUUAGAACUGGGGAUUUCUGGGAGUACAUGAGGGGUUGGAGUGUGGAAAACAGCCCAGUCCUCAUAGGCAGGAGAUGUGGAAGGAGGCACCCCCAGGCAGCUGCUGUGUAACCCUCGGGAUGCUGCUGGAAGGAAGGUGCAUGGGUACAAAUACUCAGUGUAAUACAGAUUAGAUACUCCUUCGAAUUUGGAGUCUGUGGGUAUUCCCAGCAAGCAGCUGAGAGACAAAUACCUCCCACCACACACACACACACACUUCUCAGCUCCUCCAAGUGCUCACUGAGAGCAGCUGCACAUGUCAUUUCUCCCCUCACUGCCUGUCCCCUUUCCGUGCUCUGCAGCAGCACAAGGAUGCACGUGGCAGUAGGGGGGGGUCCAGCUGUCUUAAACUGCAGCAUUUUCUCCAGAACUCUUAGGAUUGGAAAUUCAGUGGUUGUUUUAAACUCCACAAAAGGGAAGUGUGAGCUGAGCUGUUUCUUCAAUGUGUCAGCCCAGCAUCUGCCCUUCUCCCAGCUCCAUGUGCUGCAGCACAACAACAAACUUAGUGACAGAGGACUUCUCCUGAAACAUUCUCCCUGUGAUGGUAGGCUUUGUCCUGUGAUGACUGCCCUUAGAGUAAAGGAGUACAGACAAUGAGACUAAAAGAAUAUUUUGGGUAAUUGCUGGGCUCAUACUGGAGUAUUCUUUUAGUUCCCUAGCACCUCCUCUCUGUUCUUGGAUGUAUAAUUUAGCAGAAGCAUUAUGAUGUAAUUUAUUUCAAGUGUUUCUGUGUUUUAAAGCAUUGAAAUAUAAUUAAACUAUUUACAUGAAA